ACUGUUGGAACGGAAAAAGGAAAGAGGAAAAAGCCUCAAGUCCACAAGAACACUUGAACCUCUCGUGCCUGAAUAGAACCACCGCCCAAUUCUCUUCGCACCUCUCCGGUUCACCGCACAAGUGAAGAUCAUUGAGAGUGCAUCAUGUCUUCUUCGCAAAAGACAGGUUUGCGUCCUCCAGUCCCACCCCGCCAUUUUGUUUCAUAAGCGCGUAAAGCAUGAUAAGAUCGCUAACCCUUAGACUGUUAUUCCCGAAAAGCAAUUCUUUCCGUCUAUAACAAGACCGGACUAUUGGAUCUCGCCAAUGGCCUAGCCCAGCAAGGGAUUAGGCUUCUGGCAUCUGGAGGCACAGCCAAGUUGAUUCGGGAGGCCGGGAUUAAGGUUGAGUAUGUACUCGAGUACAUCGGGCUCCUUUUCACAUUUCUUUGGGAAAACGUGUCAGUGCGGAUGCUGACCCCACGCUUUUACAUCUUAAAGGGAUGUGAGCAGCAUUACCCAUGCCCCUGAAAUGCUCGCCGGAAGGGUUAAGACUCUUCAUCCCGCCGUCCACGCAGGUAUGCUCACCCGCGCCGGCCUGAUCUUAAACAGAACUGACCCCCCAUUCCAGGCAUUCUUGCACGGGACCUCGAGUCUGACGAGAAGGACCUCGCCGAGCAAAACAUCGAUAAAGUCGAUUACGUCGUUUGCAAUUUGUAUCCCUUCAAAGAUACAAUUGCCAAGAUCAAUGUUACAAUUGCGGAGGCCGUCGAGGAGAUCGAUAUCGGUGGUGUGACGCUCUUGCGUGCCGCUGCCAAGAACCAUUCCCGUGUUACUAUCCUCUCGGAUCCGGCGGACUACCCUUCCUUCUUGGAGGAGCUGCGAAAUGGCGACCGUGAGGUCUCGGAGGCUUCUAGAAAGCUGUAUGCUCUGAAAGCCUUUGAGCAUACCGCCGAUUAUGACGCCACAAUUGCCGAGUUCUUCCGUAAGCGGUAUGCUGGCGACGGUGUCCAACACCUUACUCUUAGAUACGGUGCCAACCCGCAUCAGAAACCUGCUCAAGCUUUCGUCGAGUCCGGAGAGAUCCCCUUCAAAGUUCUUUCUGGGUCUCCUGGAUAUGUAAACCUUCUUGACGCUUUGAACUCCUGGCCACUUGUCAAGGAGCUCAGGGAGUCUCUCGAUCUUCCCGCCGCCGCUUCUUUCAAGCACGUCUCCCCUGCUGGUGCUGCUGUAGGUAUACCUCUCUCUGAGGUCGAGAAGAGAGUUUGCUUCGUCGACGAUAUUGAGGGACUUGAUGAUAGCCCUCUUGCGUGCGCAUACUCUAGGGCCCGUGGCGCCGACAGAAUGAGCAGUUUUGGGGACUGGGUUGCUCUGAGUGAUGAGGUGGAUGCUGUUACUGCUAGAAUCAUUGGCAGGGAAGUCUCUGAUGGCGUUAUUGCGCCCGCCUAUACUCCUGAGGCGUUGGAAGUUUUGAAGAAGAAGAAGGGUGGAAAGUACACUGUUCUCCAGAUCGAUCCAAGCUAUGAGGUAAGAUAUCGCACGGUAUUGCCGCGCCCCCAAAAUACUGACCCUUUUUCCAGCCCCCAAGCCUCGAAACCCGCCAAGUAUAUGGCAUAUCUCUUUGCCAGCAUAGAAAUGAUGUCAAAAUCACCGAAAAGACUUUCUCUCGCAUCAUCACUCCUAGCUCAGACUACAAGCUCCCACCCCAGGCCUUGAUCGACCUAACCGUCGCCACAAUCGCACUUAAGUACACGCAGUCAAACUCCGUGUGCUAUGCCAAGAAUGGCCAGAUUGUCGGUCUCGGUGCUGGUCAACAGUCUCGAAUCCACUGCACUAGGCUUGCCGGUGACAAGGCGGACAAUUGGUGGCUUAGGCAACACCCCCGUGUCCUCGACUUUAAGUGGAAGAAGGGUACCAAGAGGCCCGACAAGAGCAAUGCUGUCGACCUAUUUGUUUCCGGCUUGGUCCCCAAGAAGGUCGAGGGCGAUUUGGAGAGGGAGCAGUAUGAGAGUGUCUUUGAGGAGGUCCCUACCGAUUUUACGCCAGAGGAGAGAGAGGAAUGGCUGAAGCGAUGCACCGAUGUCUCUGUGUCUAGUGACGCUUUCGUAAGUUUCCCGGCCACGUUUUUAUCAAAGAGGCACAGGUCUAACGCUUUUUUUUCGCGCAGUUCCCCUUCACCGACAAUGUCUUCAGAGCCUAUAGGUCUGGGGUCAAGUACCUUGCUGCCCCUGGUGGUUCCGUAAUGGACCAAGCCGUUCACGAAGCUUCUGAGAAGUGUGGUAUGGUGUUUGUGCAUCAGGAGACCCGAUUGUUUCACCAUUAGGUUCGUUGGCUGGGGAAAGAUGUUUGGCCCCGGGAUGGUGAUUUGGAUGAUAGGGUUAGAUCUUGGGAAUUUGGGCGAACGCGGGGCGUAGAACUGUAUUCAUUCAAUAAAAUGGGAUUUCAAA
Tuber aestivum (summer truffle) is the source of this 2423-nucleotide messenger RNA. The record is from the annotation of a GenBank genome assembly. NCBI's taxonomy places the organism in Eukaryota, Fungi, Ascomycota, Pezizomycetes, Pezizales, Tuberaceae.